This is a messenger RNA of Homalodisca vitripennis (glassy-winged sharpshooter), 3151 nucleotides long. Its product is annotated as armadillo repeat-containing protein 2. The transcript is spliced from 18 exons. Gene Ontology annotation, molecular function: protein binding. Gene Ontology annotation, biological process: cilium organization. The record is from RefSeq and is a predicted model, not a curated record. NCBI's taxonomy places the organism in Eukaryota, Metazoa, Arthropoda, Insecta, Hemiptera, Cicadellidae. The coding region runs from base 240 to 3026 and encodes 928 amino acids.
GUAUUAGUAAACCAAAUAAAUGUCAUUUUAUGCUGUUGUUUUUUUUUUAUUGACUAAAAUAUCAAUUUGUUGUGUUUGUCUUUUGUAGACUACAAAGAAAUUUUCCUUGGAAUUUUUCUUUAAUAUUUAAUAUUGACAUGAAGUUAUAGUGUGAUGGUAAAAUCGUUAAAUUACGUAGAAAGGUCAUAGAUGAAAGGUUAAGAGAGGGUGACAUUGAGGCAUUGAUCAAGAACCUGAGGAUGGCAACAGUAGCAAACAAAGUCAAUAUGAUGGAAACCAGAAGUCAGUACAACCCGUUCUACACGCCACCGUCUUGCAUCAUAAAGACCAGUGCAGAAAUAGUUAGUGAGGCCCGGGCAGCGAUGGAGCACAAGGCAGUCCGGGCUGUCAAUACCAAGCGGCCCUUCACUCCUCGGGACUCUCACCGCAUCCUCUUCGGUAGGAACAACUCUGGCAGGCCUCCGAGUGCUAUAAGCCUUGGACAAGUUAAGUUUCAUGACUUUGAGAGCACACUUCCCAAGUUAAGUACCGGAAAUGUUUCCUUCCUCUACGCCGGAGAAAAACUCCCUAAACUACAGAGAACUCGACUACCAGCGAUCACUGAUGUGAGACGAAAAAAACACUACAAGAGCACAACCUCAUUAGACAAUUUGCCCGAGGAGGUGGAGGCAGAUGUACAACCUGACGUUGCUGUUAUACGCCAGACUCACAGUAGCCCAAAGGAGCGCACCAGUGUGGAUAUCCUGACAUGCUCACCAACACGCAGGCCUCAGGAGCUAUGGACCAGCGUUAGGCAACCCAUCAGUGAGGAGAGUGGGGAGGAGCUUACUCCCCGGAGGAGGAUCAUAAGAAAAAUUAGACCAAAUGGAGACAUAGUUGUGAUAAUACCUAGAGAAAAAUUUCCACCAGUAGUGGAAGUUCAGAAGAAGACUGAUAGAGGUUUAAGAGAUUUUAAGAGUCUGGCAUUCUCCGAACCGAGAGGCUCCCCUAAAGGUAUCAUUGGUAUGGACAAACUGAUGGAAGCGACUGAUAACAAGAUCAAUGAGGCACGUGUGAAUGCUCGCAAACAAGUGGUGGAAAUACCUGCCCAAGUAGAGAAAAUUAAACCACCACUUGCUGAGCCAUCUGACACUUUGGAUAGUAUCCUGGCAGAGCUGCAGAAACUGCGGAAACGGGAAGCUGAAGACGGAGAUGUAAUCUCAGUUUUUGAGAGACUUUACAACAUUUUGGAGAAAGAAAAUAUUCCAGCGUCUAAGAACACUAAGCUCAAGUCUCAUAUUUUGAAAAGUAUUUACAAAUUUGUUGAAAAUGCUGGAGAAACUUUGCUACUCCACAUCACCCGCAUUGCACUCAUGCUCCGUGUCAGCGGCCACAACCUAUCAGCUGUGUGCAAACUUAUAUUCAAGAUCUCCAGAACCGACAAAAAUGACAGACUUUUCCAAGACACCAAUGUCCUAGAACUCUUUAUGGAAGCCUUGGGCAGAGCCAGCCCCUUGGAGGACGCGGAGGCUUGCAUCUACGGCUAUGGUGCUCUGAAAUUCCUGACUAUGAACAAUCAACUUUUACGCACCUCCCUCCAACAUGGAGCCCUUGAGUUGAUGGUGCUCCAUAUCAAAAUUGUGAACAAUGCAAGACUAGAUUUGCUAUCCAUCCCUGAGCAGACGAGCCAUGCCAUGUUCCAGUUGACAGGAGCACUACGUAACGUAGCCAGUGAGGAGACCACUUUCCCACAGUUUGUGGCUUCCUCAGGCAUCACUGAACUCUGCCGUGCCAUGGAACUCUUCUCUGCAGACCUCGAUCUUAUUUGUAACAUUUCUCGUACUCUCAGUAUUCUUUCAACGAAUGAAUCGUGUUGUGGAGCUAUAGUCGCGUAUGACACAAGUUUCCGCACAAUCACCAAAGUAUUGAGGAAGUUCCCUGGGCGUCAGGACAUAGUGGUGAGACUUGGCUAUGCCCUUGGUAACAUCAUGGCUAAAUGUCACCCAGCCAGGCUUAAGCUGUACGAGGAGCCCGGAGGACUUAGUGCCAUCCUGGGGCUUCUGGAGAAUUACCUGGACAAGGAUCUGGAGAUGAUGAGUGCCAGCGAUGACAGUGAUCUCCUGCUCUCUACUCCAGAGUUGGGCUCUGAUGGCUCUGUUGAAGAUGUUAUUAUUAAGAUGAUCCGUAUUGUGGCCAACAUGUGUUUACAUCCAACUGUAGGAGCUGGCCUCACUUGUGCACCAAGCAAUGAUGAUAAUGAUGAUAACAUGUAUCCCUUAGAAUAUCACUCAUCAAAAGAUGGUGGCAGGUUCAUAGAUAUUUUACUGACAGUGCUACGGAGGAAGUCUGUAGCCGAGAGUGAGGAACUCAUACUCUCUACACUGAGUACCCUCAACAACCUCUCCUUCUACACAGACCCAGAGACUGCUCGAGACAGUCCCUUUGGGCAACGGCAGUUGGAAGUAGCUCAAGGUCUCAGUGCUCUCUUGUUAACUGGGAAUGACGAUUGUCUUGUUGAGGUGACCAGAGUAUUUGGGAACUUGACAAGGAGCAAGGAGACGAGAGAUUAUAUCCUUGAAACUGGAGGGAUCUCUCACCUGGUUCGAUGUCUGUCCCACGAGAACCGGGAGUUACUCUGCACUGUAACUGGAGUCUUAGUCAACCUCAUGGCUGACUGGGACAAGCGGCUUGCGUUCAAGGAGGAUAACGGUAUUAACAGGCUUCUAGAAGUACUGGAGAGACAAGGAGAACAAGAUUGGCAGCUGGCGAGUCUUGUGUGUCAGGCUCUCUGGAACUUCUGCAUCGACUCCACACAUCUGUACGCUGCCCUCGGUAUCCAACCUACCAACCAUCUCCUGGCUGUGCUCAUCGAUUUGCUUGAUGAAGAGCGGUUGUUUGGAGUGGCAGAAGAUGGAGAAAUAGAAGACUCCGUGGCCAACAACCCGGAAUAUCAACAAUGGGAGCAGUUUGCUGGAGUGGCCACCAAUUUGCUAGAGAAGAUAGAACAGUAUUUAGAGUCCCUGCAGGCAUUUAAGGAAGAGAUAUGAUGUGAAUCAUUUCAAGCUAGGAAUUGAUUACAAUUUGUUUUCCCAUUUUCAGCACUGGAGCAGUAGUACUGCUACUGCUGGGAUGUGCCAAUUCGUAAAUCAAAAUAAACUAUAUUGACCUUUCA